AUGUUGUUAUCCAAAGUUCUCGGUGUUAUCAUCAUCGCAAGGAAUGGCGACCGAUACAACUACUACCAAGACCCUUACACCUACUCAGCGUCCAACACUGAGACGACUGCUCUCGGAGAGGUCGAGUCCAACGCUCUCGGAAGCCUCAUCCGAAAUACGUACUUCAACAGCCAGUCUCCUUCGUACAUCGAGGGCAUCCGGGCCGAUAUCGUGGACAACAGCGAGGUCAAAGUCCGUGUCAAGGCUGGCGUUGAGGGCACUGUCGUCUUCGACUCCGCCAUCGCCCUCCUCCAAGGGCUCUUCCCUCCCAACCCUAACAACAAGAUCGUCCUCGCCAACGAAACCACUGUCGUUGCUCCUCUCGGAGGCUACCAAUACGUCCCUGUCGAGACUGUUGAACCCGGCAAUGAUCGUUCCCUGGAGAGUUGGACCAACUGCCCGGCCUUCGAGAAGCACACCAAAACAUUCUACGCCUCUGCUGACUUCAAGGCGAAGGCUCAGGAUGCUGUCCCUUUCUUCAAGGCUGUGAAGGACUAUGUCUUUGGUCGCCCUGCUACACUGGAGAACGCAUGGAACAUCUUCGACUACAUGAACUCGGAACUCAUCCACAACAAGACCUAUGCGCACCGUCUUCCCCCCACUUUUAUCGAGCAGGCGCGUCACUGGGCAAACUACCAUGAAACCGGUGUCUUCUCGGAGAAGGACAUCAACGGUGUCGGCAACAUCGCUGGACGCACGAUCCUCCACACAAUCCUUACAUCUCUCGAACGUAUUGCUUUUAACGGCGACCCUCUCCAGUUCAUGCUUGUUGAGACCACCUACCAGCCAUUCAUUUCGCUCUUCCAGCAGACCGGCAUCAUCAACGACCUCGCCGAGUACGCUGGCAUUCCCGACUUCUCCUCUGCCCUUGCUAUCGAGCUCCGCCGCGGCUCUCCUCCUGACGUCCGCGACUUCCUCCGCAUUAGGUUCAAGAACGGAACUGCCAGCGACUUCAAGGACGUCCACGUCUUCGGCCACCGUGCUGAUAUCCCCUUGACUGAGUUCAUCUACCGCGCCGAGAAUGCGGCAAUCACCUCGAACAGGCAAUGGAAGGACGUCUGCGCCAAAACCUCGUUCUCUGAGACCGUUGUCGGGAUGACCGAGGGUUACAAUUACGCCACUGCUGUCCUCGCCAUGAUGACUAUCUUCGGCGCCUUGUUCUUCGCCCUCUCCCGCUAUAAGAAGUACCGUGCUGAGCGCCGCCGCAUCAUACUCCAGGGUGAAGAGGCCGCGAUCGUUCAACCCCAGGGUGCGAUGCAGGAGAAGGUGAGGCUCGUUUGA
Molecule: messenger RNA, 1320 nt
Organism: Cyclocybe aegerita
Lineage: Eukaryota; Fungi; Basidiomycota; Agaricomycetes; Agaricales; Hemipholiotaceae
Source: the annotation of a GenBank genome assembly